Molecule: messenger RNA, 5517 nt
Organism: Archocentrus centrarchus (flier cichlid)
Lineage: Eukaryota; Metazoa; Chordata; Actinopteri; Cichliformes; Cichlidae
Gene: slc39a14
Product: solute carrier family 39 member 14
Exons: 10
Coding region: 328-1863 (511 amino acids)
Biological process (GO): intracellular monoatomic cation homeostasis; zinc ion import across plasma membrane
Cellular component (GO): plasma membrane
Molecular function (GO): zinc ion transmembrane transporter activity; monoatomic cation:bicarbonate symporter activity
Source: RefSeq, a predicted model, not a curated record
GCGUCGACCUCUCCACGGCUGACAUUUUUCGGUCCCUCAGUUUGACAUCACGGGUCGUGUCGGAGCCGCAGGGACGCCGAUGUUCACAGGAAUUGACGUCAGGCCUGAUUUUCUGCUCCUGACAGGAUCACCGGUCUACUGCAUUCCCGAGGACCCCGCUGGUCUCUUCAGGCUCACUUUCCCCCUACCCCAACUCCAUCUGAGCUCCCAUUACGCAGCAGGUCGCGAGCCUCGGGGCAGACUGACUGAAACGACCUCUUUGCUCACCAGCUAUCAUUACGCACCUCUGUAGGAAAAGAUCAGCGUCCUCAAUUCACUGAAGAAGACAUGCUUAUCUGCUCCCCUCAUGGCCGUGCCUCUACAGCCACCAGCCUCUGUGACCUUGAGUUGGUGUUCCUGCUGGCUCUAGGUGUGCUGCUGUGCCCCAUGGGCCAAGUGAUGGGUCAGGAGAAGAGUCAGACGCAGUCACCUGCCCAUGUGCUACAGGACUUGCUGUCCCGCUAUGGGGACAACAGCACCAUCACGGUGCCUCAGCUGCGUUCUCUCCUAGCAGCACUCAGCCAGAGUCAAAGUGAACGUGACAACGACAGCAGCAGCUCACCUGAAACACCACCAACCACACCUCCACAGUUCAACAGCUCCAAGUGCUUGCCUGCAGACACACUGGCUAUUUACAGCAUCAGCGAGCAGUCGCGGCUGGAUGGCCCGGGUUUGCAGGAGCUCUGCCCCACCAUGCUGCAGCAACUGGAUGCUGGUAGCUGCAGGCCACAAAAAAGGGAGGAGCAGAGCAACAACACCUCCCCCAGACCCUCAGACGCUGAAGUUUGGGGCUAUGGGAUCCUAUGCGUGACACUGAUCUCUCUGUGCUCGCUGGUCGGGGCGAGCGUGGUGCCCUUCAUGAAGAAAACCUUUUACAAGCGACUGCUGCUCUACUUCAUAGCCCUGGCCAUUGGCACGCUCUACUCCAACGCCCUGUUUCAGCUCAUCCCAGAGGCCUUUGGAUUUGACCCUAUGGUAGAUUUCUAUGUGUCCAAGUCUGCUGUGGUGUUCGGAGGCUUUUACCUCUUCUUCUUCACUGAAAAAGUCCUCAAGAUGCUUCUAAAGCAAAAACAAGGGAGCCACGGCCACAGCCACUACCCUGGUGCAGAUCAUUACUCGACCCCCGACCGGGAUUUGGAGGAGGGGGAGAAGGAGAAGCUGCAGCAGAAUGGAGAGGCCAGCAGUCUGGCUCUGGGCAAAGUGGACGCAGGGGAGGGCGAGCUCAUGCUCAGCCCUGCACAGACACCACAGGACUCCCAGAGUCCAGACAGCGGUGGGCGGUCAGGCAGCAGUGGUGGUGGCUGCUAUUGGCUGAAGGGAACGACCUACUCUGACAUCGGCACGCUGGCCUGGAUGAUCACACUGAGCGAUGGCCUGCACAACUUUAUUGACGGCUUGGCUAUCGGGGCCUCGUUCACCGCCUCUGUUUUCCAGGGUAUCAGCACCUCUGUGGCGAUCCUGUGUGAGGAGUUCCCCCAUGAGCUGGGAGACUUUGUGAUCCUGCUGAACGCUGGCAUGAGCAUACAGCAGGCUCUCUUCUUUAACUUCCUGUCGGCCUGUUGCUGCUACCUGGGCAUGGGCUUUGGGAUCCUGGCUGGGAACAGCUUCUCUCCCAACUGGAUCUUUGCCCUGGCAGGAGGAAUGUUCCUCUACAUCGCUCUGGCAGAUAUGUUUCCAGAGAUGAAUGAGGUGAGUCGCGAGGAAGAGAAUGCAGGCGGCAGCAGCUUUCUCCUCACCUUUGCCAUCCAGAACGCUGGUCUGCUGACGGGCUUCGCCAUCAUGCUCCUCCUUACGAUGUAUUCGGGACAAAUCCGCCUGGCCUAGCACCAGAGGCCUCUGAAGUCGCCAUCAGCUGGUUUGCGCUGUUGGAAGCUGAGUCCAAAAGGAGGGAGCCUGAAACUUUCCUCCCUUUUGUUCCUCUUCUCGUUUUUUCAGGGUUUUGAAGUUUUGGGAUUUUGGUUGUGUGGCAGGUACGCACAAUCCUCUAUUGAAAUUAUAUGAGAAGCCGCUUUAGUCGAAGUCCUACAUGCAGUAGGUUCGAGGCCGAGGGUGUGACAGCCUUCUCUCCUCAGCCUUUUCCUCAUAACUGCCCCCUGAAAAAGUCCCGAAACAUCAACUGAAGCAGUCGAAAAGGAUGAUUAGACUGGAUGUGCAAUACACCCUCACCCCUUCUCUCAAACGUUUCCCAUUAUUCCAGACGUUGGCCAUCUUGUUUUUUCCUCCCCAGAUCCUUCAUCCUCUUCAUCCAUCCUGGUGGAUGUCCUUGAGCCUCCAUUCAGGCCAGUUGAGAUUCAUACAGAGUAUUUCUAUCAGUAAUCCUCUGAAAAGCACAAUCGGGUGACAGCAGCUGUAUUACAAACAUCUUUGAUUUCCAGACUCCAUAAUUCUUCCCACUUUCUUCAUUCCAUACCAAAAAGCAAAUCUUAAAAGAUUUCAACUGGAAUUAUUAUCCAAACAAUCUGACUUCCAGCUGGACUUUGUUGUCUGUGUGUUGAUUUUAUAUUUUUUUAUAUAUGAAUACUGACUUUUAAAGACCAAAUGUGGGCAGACCACUGAGAAUGGUGAAGGGCUACGCAGUGAUGUUUGGAAGCGCCAGUACCUCCUAAGGACUCCCGGGUCACACAUGUUAAGGAGCAAAGUGGCUUCAUCCAGAUGACGGUGCCGGCGGCAUUUCUCCGUAGUUUGCCAUCUGUGCCCUUCAUUAGAAUAGCAGGUGAAAAGUUAUAGCUUUUUUAUUCCUUCUAAUCUUGAAUUCAGAGUGCAAACCUGCAGUGUUCACAUAUCCCAUAGACUAUUUUUCCCAGAUUAUCUAUUCUUUUACAGUGUAGUUGUAGUAGUUGUAACAGAAUACUGUAAGCUGAAUCUUACUGUGUAACCACGCUCCUGUCACCUCAUCUGUGACCUUAUCCAUGUUAAUCAUCCAUAUUAAGAACACUACAAUGAGCUCCUGUACUGCUUCUUGUGACUUGCAUUUGUUGUAUGACCAAAGGUAUGUGGACAGACCAGUCUCAGAGCUCCUUUUUGUUAGGGGGGGUGUUUUUUAGGGGGUGUCUGGCCUGCCUUCUAACGUCUUUUAACUGUGAAAACAGUCUGGCACAACCCAAGCCCCAAGUUAUGGCUCAAGCUGAGGUUUACUGUUCAGAUUGAUGCCACUCCACUAAAGGAAAUCAAAUGACAUUAAUACUAAUGAUUAAAAUAUUUUUAAAAUUCAGAAAUCUCUGGUUUCAGCAUCUGCAUUCACUUUCUUUGAGUUUUAGCAUGUCAGUUGAGAAAGGAUAAAUAAUAAACCGGUAUUCGGCGUUACCUAAGCGGUUUCUGACGCGUGCGCUCAAACACUCACAAAUCCAAACUUUGCCUCCACUUCUUCUUUAUUGUUAAAGACAACAUGCACUUCUUGUCCUUCUGGUUUAGCAUUAGUUAUGCAGCCUACCUUAACAUAGUCAAUGCUGACAUACCUGAGACAGGCCACAGUCAAAAACCGUUGUGCUUCCCCGUUAACGCACCUGAAUGAAUGAAUAAAUCCUUUGCCCUAUAAAUGCACUAACUCAUAAGAUAAGUGCCCCCUAGUGUCCAAAUGCAUACAAUACGAAGAAAGAAAGAAAAUGGCUCUUAUGAGGAUAAAAUGCUAAAACUCAAACAAGGAUGGACUUUCUGGUUAUUUUAUGGCUUUUUUUUAAACUGCACUUUUUUCACAUUUCUUAGACCAGUUAUUAAAAUGGGCUUCUUAUCCUUAUUUAUAGUCAUGGAUGCUCAUAUUAAACGUGGCUAAGUUUAAAAAAAAAAAAAAAAGCUUUUGGACCCAUGUCAUCUCAGAUGGGAAGGAUGUCCCUAAUAUGGUCAUCCCAGUCACAUGGCUCUGGCUGCGAGCACAGGAGCCCCACCCAGAGUUUUUGUUUGUGAGAAGAGGCCAAUCAGAAGAAAGCUGGCAUAAAGGGAGGAAGAAGGGAGCUAAAGCUUGUUUCAUUAAGAUUAAGAUAAGUACGGGUUAUUUGGAUCUGUGACUCAUGCACAGCUACUCCAGCAGAGUGCAAGACUUAAAAUAUCUAGUUGGACAUUAGACUGAUAGGUCCACUUGAUAAUGUAGAUAAUUAUUAUUUUCACCCAUAUAGUCACAGUUUGCAGAAGGCUGCUUCCCGUGCACAAAGCCAUGAUCUAACCAAGAAAAGCUAUCCCCGCAGGUGAUGCCUGAUGAGAUGCGGUGAUGUACAAAUGUCAGUAAAGUUUGAUGGAAAGCUUGAAACUGGAAACGUAGCUGCGGUUACAGCAGGAGACGGGGUGCUGCGUUUGGGUGUCCGCAUACAUUUGGCCACGCAGUAAAGAAAUUGGAGCUUCGGGGGGACCAGUUGUUGUGCAUUACACAGCAGUGUAAGGCUGUCGGGUUGCUUUUUCUCAGUGUGUUGCUGGUGGAUUACAGAGAUUUUCCCUCUGCUUAAUACUGAGAGUUCAGCAGAGCUGAUGUGAUCCAUAAUGUAGCAUCUUUACAUACUUUUCAUAUUGUGAGUGUAGAUUAGAUUUAUAGAAUAUUAUUUAUUAGAGCCAGAAACUGGAACCCGUAAGGUUUACAAUAAAGAUGAUGAUGCAGUUCCAGGAAGGAGAAGGCAAGCCAUUAUAAAGUUAAGUAUAUUAAGUGGUACAGUGAGUUCUGCUGCUUGAUAUGUCAUGUAUGGGAUUAUUUAUUGUUGUUUAAGCCAUAAAAUAUUUAUUUUAUGCUUUACAUCCAAGAUCAAGUGUUGCUCAUAGCUUCACACCACAAGCCAUAUGAAAGCAGACAUGAAUCCAGUCUCACUUUAGUUUUUAUUUCCAAUAAAUGGGACAUAUACAAGUUAAACUCAUUCUGCACACAACACUAUUAAAAAGGUGACGCCAGAGCAUUUACAGUGCACACAGACUCACAACAUAUCUGUUCAGUUAAUGCAUAUAACACAUUCAGGAGCACGGAGACAGCAGAACGGGUUCUUUGCAGCAGAAACAGGAACAUUUCCAACCAGCUGAACCAAAACCCAGAUGCAGAACACAGAGAAGAAGGUGCAGAUUUUAUCAGGAAGUUUAUUAACGCAGCAGGAAGAUUAAGGUCACCUGGUUGGAUUGGGGGUCAGACUGUCCAGCAGGAGGCUAGAGUGGAUUUCUGGUGUUAUUUAUGAUAAGGUGGAGGGAAGUCAUGAGCAGCCUAGAGUAGUAGUGAGAUUGUUGGAUAGAGCUAAGCCAGUUGACAGUGGCAGUGGAGGGAUCCAGGGAAUCAGGAAUGUCAAUUCAGGAAUUCUCUGGGAGAAACUGAAACGGGGCUCAGUCAGAGGUGGGAACAAACUGGAUUGUAGAAUAAUAACUGCUGAUAUGUUCAGAUUAGACUGAUAUCAAGUUGCAGCAUGGUGAGGUAGAAGGAGCUGCACUGGACUGGAUCAUUUGAAGAAGCUGAAGCCGCUCCUGUGAUAGAACAGGCUCAGAAAAACUGACCUAAAACCAGCCGAGGAUGGACUUCCU